Molecule: messenger RNA, 3316 nt
Organism: Crotalus tigris (Tiger rattlesnake)
Lineage: Eukaryota; Metazoa; Chordata; Lepidosauria; Squamata; Viperidae
Gene: RBM19
Product: RNA binding motif protein 19
Exons: 25
Coding region: 105-2939 (944 amino acids)
Molecular function (GO): RNA binding
Source: RefSeq, a predicted model, not a curated record
AGGGACUUGGAGUCACAUGAUCUGGACAAAAAAUGGCGGCGCCCAGGCUGAGGCAUGUUUAGCUGGAUCGGCUUUUCCCUCAAGUGGCCACCUCGGAUGCCGGCAUGUCGCGGCUGAUUGUGAAGAAUCUGCCCAACGGGAUCAAGGAAGAACGCUUUCGCCACCUCUUCGCCGCCUUUGGCACGCUGACCGAUUGCUGCUUGAAAUUCACCAAGGAUGGCAAAUUCCGCAAAUUUGGGUUUAUUGGCUUUCAGUCGGAAGAAGACGCCAAAACCGCCCAGUCUCAUUUCAACAAAAGCUUCAUAGACACAUCCAGAGUCACGGUUGAAGUAUGUAAGUCUUUUGGGGAUCCAUCAAAGUCUAAAGCUUGGAGUAAACAUUCGAGUAAACCUCAACUGUUAAAGGAAACCUCUAAAAAAUCCACAAAGAAUUCAGACCAUGCAGAAAUAAAACAAGAUGGAACAAAGAAGAAAAACAAAACGGGACAAUUGAAAGAGUUGGAAGGAGAAGCAGCAUUUCAAGACUUCUUGACAGUACAUCAGAAAAGGUCCCAGGUUGCAACUUGGUCCAAUGACACAAAAAUCCAAGACCCCCACCAGGCUGAGGUGGUUGAAGAUUAUCUGAACUUUGAUUCCGAUGAGGACUCGAGCGAAGAGAUGGAUGCGGAGGUUGCUCAAAAGAAGGGAGAAAGCUCUCCGGGCAAAGCAGCAGUCCAGCAAGAACUCUCCGAUAUGGAUUAUCUGCGAUCCAAAGUGGUGAAGGGGCACGAAUCCUCGUCUUCGUCGGCAGAGGAGAGCGAGGCCGAGGAGACGGACAGCGAGGCAUCUGAUGGAGGAGAGGAAGGAGAGGCGGAAGGGAAGAUCAGCCGCAAGCCAGCCACUGCUUCUAACAUGAAGACCAAGCAAACUGGGAAGGAGAGUGUCCGGGAUCUCUCUGCAGACACCAAGACUACAAAAAUGACAUCGCAGGGAGACAGAACAGUUCCAGCCAAGGAGCCCACCACAGCAUUCACGGUGAAGAUGCGAGGUGCCCCAUUCAAUGUCACGGAGCAAAAUGUGAAAGAGUUUUUUGUGCCCCUUCGGCCCCUGGCGAUUCGGAUUGUGAGGAACGCGCAUGGGAACAAGACAGGGUAUGUAUUUGUUGAUUUUAACACUGAAGAAGAACUACAGAAAGCCCUAAAGAGGAAUCGGGAAUACAUGGGCGGUCGGUAUAUUGAGCUGUUUCCAGAAGAGCGGGGCGCUCAGGCGAAGCCCCCUGAGAAGGGGUCAAGCCAGGCCUGGCAGAGGGCCAAAAAGGAUGAUGAGGAAGAAGAGGAUCUUUCAGAAUCAGGAAGGCUUUUUGUGAGGAACCUGCCUUACACCUGCACCGAAGAAGAACUGGAGGCCACCUUUUCCAAAUACAGCCCUGUCUCCGAGAUCCACUUCCCUAUUGACGGUCUCACCAAGAGGCCCAAAGGCUUUGCGUUUGUCACCUACAUGUUUCCUGAGCAUGCCGUGAAGGCCUUUGCAGAAGUGGACGGACAGGUUUUCCAGGGCCGAAUGCUGCAUGUCUUGCCUUCCACCAUCAAGAAGGAAGAAGUGGAGAGUUCAGAUCCUGCCAGAUCGUCUUCGUACAAGAAGCAGAAAGCUUCAAAAGAUAAAGCAAACAGCUUGAGCUCUCACAACUGGAACACCCUGUUCAUGGGGACAAAUGCCGUGGCAGACGCGGUGGCACAGAAAUACAACGCCACUAAAAGUCAAGUGCUGGAUCACGAAGGCAAGGGAAGCGUGGCCGUGAGGGUGGCACUUGGGGAAACUGAGCUUGUUCAAAAUGUGCGCCGGUUCCUGCUCGAAAACGGAGUCAGUCUGGAUUCCUUCAGCCAGGCUGCCGGAGAACGGAGCAAGACGGUGAUUUUGGUGAAGAACUUGCCUGCUGCCACAAAGGCAGAGCAGCUGGAGGAGGUGUUCCAGCCUUUUGGUAGCCUCGGGCGGGUCCUGCUCCCGGAAGGAGGCGUGACGGCCAUUGUGGAGUUCCUGGAGCCCACAGAAGCCAAAAAGGCCUUUACCAAGUUAGCUUACUCCAAGUUCCAGCAUAUCCCUCUCUACCUCGAAUGGGCACCCACGGGGAUCUUUUCUGGUCCUGGGAAGAAAACACCAGAGGUGGAAGAACAAAAGGAAGGAGUUUCUGAAAAAAGUGAUGCUCAGAAGGAAAUGGGGGAGGAAGAGGAGGAGGAGGAGGAGGAAGAAGAAGAAGAAGGAAGUCUUCCAGGCUGUACCAUUUUCAUAAAAAACCUCAACUUCAGCACGACAGAGGAUACGCUGAAAGAGGUUUUUUCCAAAGCUGGCGUUGUGCGGAGUUGCACGGUCUCGAAGAAGAAAGAUAAAGCCGGCAACCUUCUCUCCAUGGGGUUCGGAUUUGUGGAGUACAAGAAGCCGGAAUAUGCCCAGAAAGCUAUCAAGCAAUUACAGGCUUGUUCCGUGGACGGCCAUCAGCUGGAGGUGAAAAUCUCCGAAAGAGCCACCAAGUCCACAGUGGGAACCGCACGUAAGAAGCAAGUCAGCAAGAAGCAAGUGAAUUCCAAGAUUUUGGUGCGGAAUAUCCCCUUCCAGGCCACGGUAAAAGAGAUCCGAGAACUUUUCAGCACCUUUGGAGAGCUGAAGACGGUCCGCAUGCCGAAGAAAAUGUUCGGAACGGGGAAGCAUCGCGGCUUUGGGUUUGUGGAUUUCCUGACGAAGCAGGAUGCCAAGAGAGCCUUCGGUGCCCUGUGCCACAGUACCCAUCUGUAUGGCAGGAGACUGGUGCUGGAGUGGGCGGACUCGGAGGAAACGGUGGAGACCCUGAGAAGGAAGACGGCGGCGCAUUUUCACGAUCCCCCUGUCAAGAAACGGCGGACAGCCAUUUUGGAAGAGAUGUUGGAGAAGCUAGCAGAUGAUGAAGAAGACCAUGAGGAGAAUAACUAGAAUCCUCACUUCAAAACUGAAAGAACCAAACGACAGUCAACAGGAAGACAACAAAUAUUUUAAAUUCCGAGUAGAUCUCUUAACUCAGAACCCACAAAAAAGAUGCUUCAGGACAAAUAGCCAGAAAGAAACCACCAUCGUGCUUUGAAUUUCUCCUUGUCGCCUGCCAACCUAGGAAGCCAGCAUUGGAUACCACCCCGUAAAGCAAAAACCUCGUAACCAUCUAGCAGAAAACAGUUUGAGUAUUCCUCCUCUUCCACUCCUUUUUUAAUAAUGCAUCUGGUUUUUUUGGGAGAGAGAAAAAAAUGUACAUAAUUGCUCUUUAAAAAUGUUGUGAAUAGGCCCAUCCUGAAAAAUAAUAAUUCCUUUCCUUUGGA